GUGGGGGGAGGUGAGUUUGGGGGGUGAAUAAGAUGGGGCUCUCACUUAAUGCCAAUACUUGACCCCAUGGGAUCCCCAGAGCUUCUUGUGCUCUCUGCAAAAACGCUUCCUCUUCGAUCUGUCCAUUUCCUCCUUUCUUCCCUCCCCAAAUAAUUACCAGUUUGCUUUCUUGCAAAGAGAAUGCCAUUGCACUGGAGAUCCUAAAGCAAGUUGCUUUGCAACCCCCCCCCCCCCCCCACCCCUCACCCCAUCUUCUCUCCACUCUCCUCUCUCUCCUCCUCCUCCUCCUCCUUCUCUCCACUCUCCCUCUCUUCUCAUAGUUUCAGAGCAGUUUCAAAGGGAAAAAAGAGGUACAGGUUAUUGGAGCUCACAGCUGUGAGAGGGAGAGAAGAUUCAGGUUGUCUUGUUAACAGCUCUGCAAACCUGUUGGCAAUGCAGCAUCCUUGAAUGUUCCUUCUUCACCUCCCUGGUUGGCUUGUGGGGUUUUCUUUCCUCUCUCUCUCUCUCUCUCUCUAUCUCCCUUUCCCUCUGCCCCCACUUCCAAAAAAAAACUUGUCUAUUUUGUUUUAAUCCAGCAAGACUAUACUUUUCCAACUGUUGUUGUUUUUAUUCAUCAUCUCCAUCCCAAAACCUCCCAACACUGACCCAAAACUCCCCUACGAUGCUGAAGAUCUUAACCAAAAAGUUCAGAGCUCAGGCGUUGAACGAGAUCCAACCUUUCCAAGUCAAGAUCUUCUACUCUCCAAGUGAUGAGGACGACAGUGAAGACUCGGAAGGAGAGAAUCGGGAACUUGCCCAAAUUGACCAAGAGAGUCAAAGGGAGGUCUUGGCAUCUCCUUGUCAGUGCCUGGGGCCGCUGUGCCAGGCGCUCACCACGUUGGACCCUCUGGACUGGCACAGCUCGGAGGAGGAGCUGGAACACAUCAACCGGGAGUUUGGGGGCGAGAAGCGCAAGUGGGCCCAGGUGAACCGACCUGCUCGCCACAGCGACAACACCUCAUCCAGUGACGAAGAGGUCAAGGACUUGUGCGCCACGUCCCACAGGAUCGGGGGGCGUCUUGAAGCCGUGGCCGACCGGGGUAGCCCUGUGCUAUUCAGCGCUUCCCCUCCCACCAGGGCCCCCCAUCCCUCGGUGCAGGGCCCUACGGGGCAGACUAUACCGGCCACUCCGGGGGUCCAGUCGGAGAAGGCCACCCCCUGCAAGCGACACCGACAGACACAGGGAGACGGCUUCGGCAGACCAAGCCUGGACCUGGAGAAAAUGCAGCAGAGCAUCCCCGGCUGCCGGCCUCCGUCGAGGUACCGCUACGACUCCUCCGCCUUCGCCUUCCGCUCGCUGAGCACGUUGGCCUCCGUGAGCCCGAUGACCUCAGUAGAAGAGCCGCCAUGUGCGUACUGAAACCUGACACUGACUCUGCUCCCAAUAAAACCCUCAGCGCGGCAGAAAGGACGCGGGGAAUGACAAGGCACAGCCACACAACUGGCAUGUCGCCAGCUACCGUCAUCUUCCUUCUUUUAUCGCUCACGGACAUCAGCUUCGUAGUACUAUAGAGCUGAUUACUUAUGAUAGAUUGGACGUUGGUUAAAGGCUUGAGGUACUGUUGUCAGCAGAGGGCUUCUCCUCGUUCCCCCCCCCACCCACCUCCGUUCUCCUCAAAUUGUUGCACUGGGGGCCUGUGUUACAGUUGCGGGAGAAUAGUUCAUGAUGAAAAGCUUCUAAGAAAUACUGUUAUAUUAAGGAAUGUUCAUGUACACGUGUGUGUGUGUGUGCGUGCAGGCAUUGCCCACAUUAUUACUGGAGCUGUGACGGGAAGGGAAAAUGAUAAAUUUGGGAGGCUGAGGAUCGAAGAAGCCCAACAAUAAAGCGACUUCUAGAAGCAGAGAGAUGCCGAGCGGUAAAGACAGGCCUAGCAGUAAAGAGAGGCAUUAGCAAUGAAGAGAAAGAAGCUGAACAGUAAAGUUAGGCUCAGCAACAGAGGCCUAACAAUGUCAAGAAGUCUGACCGUAAAGCGAGGCUUGACGGCAAGCAGAAGCCUUAGCAACGAAGAGUAGAUCUAACAGCCAAGACUUUAAUCCAAACUCUGCUCCUUUAUCCUCCCUCCACGGCAAACUGGAUAGUGACCGUAUUCAACGCGGUCACAUUGCUAAAAAGGCGGCCAGGCUGGGUGCGGUUAUCAGAUGGAAGGUUUGCCUAUAUCACUUCACUGCUGAAACCUAUUAAAUAUUUCCACUGAUUUA
Messenger RNA from Callorhinchus milii (elephant shark), 2238 nucleotides. RefSeq lists its product as uncharacterized. The coding region runs from base 662 to 1399 and encodes 245 amino acids. The transcript has 4 exons. The record is from RefSeq and is a predicted model, not a curated record. Lineage: Eukaryota; Metazoa; Chordata; Chondrichthyes; Chimaeriformes; Callorhinchidae.